This is a messenger RNA of Cyphellophora europaea CBS 101466, 1560 nucleotides long. RefSeq lists its product as uncharacterized. Gene Ontology annotation, cellular component: cytoplasm. The coding region runs from base 1 to 1560 and encodes 519 amino acids. The transcript has 3 exons. Gene Ontology annotation, molecular function: aldehyde dehydrogenase (NAD+) activity. Gene Ontology annotation, biological process: aldehyde metabolic process. Lineage: Eukaryota; Fungi; Ascomycota; Eurotiomycetes; Chaetothyriales; Cyphellophoraceae. The record is from RefSeq and is a predicted model, not a curated record.
AUGGCUUCAUACGACAGCGAGUACGACACCCUGCGUGCGACUUUUGCUUCCCAACGCACCAAGUCCAUCAAAUGGAGAAAAUGGCAGCUGAAGCAGUUCUGGUGGAUGUUGGAAGAUAACGAGCAGCGCUGGCUGGAUGCCUUAACCACUGAUCUCGGCCGCCACCCUUUCGAGUCGGCCACCUUUGAGAUCCAAAGCUACAAGCGCGACGUUCUUCGUGCACUGGAGAACGUCGAGAAGUGGGCAGCUGGCAGUGCCCCGGAUGGCGCUGGCUUGUUCUUUGGCAAGAUAGGCCAGGCCUGGUUGAGGAAGGAGCCACUCGGUGUUGCCCUCAUCAUUGGCGCUUUCAACUUUCCCCUGGCUACUUUAGUAAACCCUGCCAUCGGUGCGGUCGCGGCCGGCAAUUGCGUGGUCCUGAAGCCUUCUGAGCUGUGCAAAGCAACCCAAGACCUCCUUAUCGAGCUGGCUCCCAAGUACCUGGAUAACUCAGCCAUCAAGGUCAUCACUGGUGGCGCCGAUGAGGUUGGCAAGCUCCUCGGGUACAAGUGGGACACUAUCUUCUACACAGGCGGUAGCAAAGUCGCCCGUAUUAUCGCGAGCGCCGCAGCCAAGAACUUGACGCCCGUCACCCUCGAACUCGGUGGCCAGGAUCCUGUCAUUGUCGGCAAAAGCGCCAAUGUCGAUCUGGCGGCCAAACGCAUUGCCAAUGCUAAAUUCGUCAACGCAGGCCAGGUCUGUGUGAACGCUAACCAUAUCUUCGCCGACCCUGCCAUUCACGACCAGCUGGUGGAACGUCUGAUCUACUGGAACAAGGAGUUCACCAAGACCGACGGCUCACUCGCUAGCAUUGUCAACGAACGGCAUUUCGAUCGCAUCUCCAACCUCCUCAAGGGCACUAAGGGUGAUGUUGUCUAUAGCGGAACUUCCGACCGCACCAAGCGGUAUAUCCAUCCUACCGUGGUCAAAAACGUCCAGCUCAACGACUCUCUGAUGAGUGAAGAGUUGUUUGGUCCUAUCGCUCCUGUAUUAUCCUCGACCGUUGACGAUGCUAUUAGUGUGGUCAACUCGAUGCCGCACGCACUUGCGCUUUAUAUCUUUAGCAAUGACAAGGCUGAAAUCGACAAGAUUCUCGAUGCAACCAAUUCCGGCGGUGUCACCAUCAACGAUGUGAUGAUUCAUGUAGCUGUCCCCGGUGCACCUUUUGGAGGUGUGGGCGAGUCAGGCAACGGCGCUCAAGGUGGCAAAUAUACAUUUGACGCCUUUUCUCAUACUCGCACUGUCUUGAGUAUGCCUGGCUGGAUGGAGAAGGUCUUGAGCUUUCGGUAUCCGCCCUUUGAUUUGAGCAAGAUGGGGAUGGCCAAAGUGAAGGGCGGAAGCCUUAUCGGCAAGAGAGGCCAGACUAUGGAAGAGCAGACUGUGGGUGGUGGCUUCAGUGCCACCGGAGUGAUUGGCAAGGCCUUGCUGGUUACAGCCGUGCUGGUCGGCUUGGACCGCGCCAGUGGCGGCAGGAUGUUGAUCACUAAGACUUUAGGUGAUGUUUUGCAGCGUGUCCGACGAUGA